AUGGUAUUCGCACGUCGUUCUCUCCGCAGCGUCGCUACGGCCGCCCGGUCAUUCCGUGCUGCUCCUGUUAGCCGUCGUUCGGGACAGGUACUUGGACGUCGGUUUUACGCCAGUGGGAAGGGCUAUGAGGAGCAUGCCUCCAGCGAUUUGCCCUGGCUGGUCGCCUCCUUGGGUGUCACGGUUCCCAUGAUUUACUUCCUGCUUCCUGGUGGUUCUGAAAAGGACUCACAUGGUCACGGCCACGGUCACGGUCAAGAUGAUCACGAAGAUGAGCACAAGGGCGAGGAUGCGGAGAAGGAAUCUGCCCCUGAUGCUGAAUCGGAGGAGGCUGGUAAACCUACGGAGACCCAGGAUGCUCCCGCUGAAUCUGAAGACAAGCCGGCCGACGAAUCCAAGCAAUCUGACGAGUCCAAGCCUGCCCCCGCUCCAGCCGAAAAGGAGGACGAGAAGGAGGAAUCAGAGCAAAAGAGCCAAGAAUCUUCCGAGGAGCAGAAAGAUGAUACCCAGCAGUCAAAGGAGCAGACAUCGGAGUCUGGAAAUGACGAGGCGAACGCCAAGGAGACCAGCGCUCAGCAAGACAAGUCUGAAAACGACACAAAGCCCGCCGAUGAGUCUGACAAGAACGAGAAGAAAGGCGAAUCCGAGCCAGCUAAGCCUGAAUCGCAGGAGUAA
This is a messenger RNA of Penicillium cosmopolitanum, 672 nucleotides long. RefSeq lists its product as uncharacterized. The record is from RefSeq and is a predicted model, not a curated record. Lineage: Eukaryota; Fungi; Ascomycota; Eurotiomycetes; Eurotiales; Aspergillaceae. The transcript is spliced from 3 exons. Bases 1 to 672 code for a protein of 223 amino acids.